UUCCCAUCGACCAUAUGAUCUUGUUAGUAUAUCCCUGCCAAGAAGAGCUCUCCCCGGCCAACGCGCCCAAUCUGCUGGAGCUGACUUAAUUUAAUCAUCUUGCGCUUUUGUGAUCACAUAAAGUUUGUCAUCCAUUCUCAAGCAUACAUAAUUCUAACUUGCUAUUCUCAUCGUACCUAUACGGUGCACACGAAAAGCUCUCUGUGUCGUGUACUAUACCAUCCGUAUUUCCUUUUUCGUCUCCAUUACCAUUACAUUUCAUUGUUCCUUUCAAAACACGUCAUGAGAGGGUCGUAUUGUCCAUGACAUUGUUUAAAUGAUCCUUCCGCACCUACUUGACUUACCCGUGAUCUCGAAGCGUUUAAUCCCUUCUUCCACGGCCGAUUAAUAAGUAAUUGUUUAUAUCCCUCUGCUUGACUACCGGGGUGGUUCUGCGCUUUGUUCUAUUACCUCUAUAUCUUCACAGUCCGGCACGCGUUGGCGUUGGAAAAAGUUUGGGAGUCGGCGCCUACGAAAACGCGCACAGCACUACGUAUCUUUUGGUGGCGGCUUUCUAUUGAACGCUAAUUCCCCACCUGUUCCGAGUUCCGAACGACAUAAAGCUCCCAGCUAUAUGAGAGGAUGACUGGCACUUCUGUCCGGCUAAUCGAUGACCGCGGACCCCUUUCAACUUUAUUCUUACAAGAGUCUCACAACCCUAUGAAUUUGUCGCCUCAAACAUUGAGAUGAGCCGGAAUCCUUUAAGGAUUACUGUACCUGCUUGGGUGGAAUUAUACGACGAAGAUGCACAUGGCCCGAAGCAGGACAAGCAUCUCAAGCCUCCCCAACCAAGCGUCCACCCAGAGCAGAGCAAGGGAAACCGGCCGUUGAGGAGGAGGGUAUCGAAGGAUGGCUAUGUGGACUGGGUCGACGAAAAACAUGAUCGUGUAUCCAAACUCCCGGUGUUCCUAAGGAAACGAGCCGACAGGCCAGGACGACGAUGGGAUCAUUUACGCACGGCAGAGCCUGUGAUUAUGGGGCUUGGCUACCGAGCACCUAAUGAAGACCCAUACGAGAGAUGGAGAGAUUUCAUUCAAUCCUCUUCGUACGGCCGGAGUCCCGAUGACGAGUUCGAGGUGGUACCUUAUGAGACUCUGGAACAACAAAUGCCGGGCCUCGACAAGCCGGUACGAAGUCCAUUACAUCCUCUAGAUCCUAAGACUAAGGGGAGGUCUAGGAAGAAGACAUGGAUCAUGAAGAUUUCCAACUUCGUACUAAGGCACCCUAUCGCACCACUCAUCUUCCGUCUGAUAGUCUUGAUCACUUCGAUCGCGGCCCUUGCCCUUGCGUGUAAUAUCUUCCAGAGAAACAAGAACCCGGAAAUUUCAGCCGCAAAUACCCCGGAGACAUCACAGGCGAUUGUCGCUAUUGUCAUCGACGUUGUCGCCAUCCCUUACACUCUUUAUAUGACCUGGGAUGAAUACACGGGGAAACCUCUGGGCCUUCGACCCCCGGCGCAAAAGGUGUCUCUUACACUCUUGGACCUCGUUUUCAUCGUGUUAAAAUCUUCUAGUACGGCGCUGGCGUUCGAAGCAUUGGUGUAUCAUAGCGGCGACGGCUUAUCAACAAACGCUGGCUCGUCGGAGAUGGAAGAUGUGUCUUUACAUCUGGCUAGGGGGCUUGCAGCGCUGACGCUAGUAGGGCUGAUCGCCUGGAUUCUGAAUUUCACUAUCAAUGUGUUCAGACUUGCGGAGAAGCUCGGUGGGAUAGAUAAUGUGCAUGAAAAAUGAACCAUGCAAGCAGAUGAAUAAAUAUAUCUUAAAGUCAUACUAUCACGAUAUCUUAUAAUGAAUCUGGGCGGGUCAAAAUAGGGUACAAUGUAGGUAUAAGGUGGUAGGAGAUACAGUACCUAUAUGGAGCAACGAAAAUCAAGUAUUAUGUAAUACAGUAGGUAUUCAAAGUACCCGUGUAUCUUUUGGAGGGGCAGUUGCGUCCGCUUUAGGUACCUAGAUACGUUAACCUAGUUGAGUGUUGAAGGUGGGGGCGGAGGCGGUAACAACGCACUAGCCUCAUUAGGUGACUAGGAUUGUCGUCUCUGCCGGGUCAUUUUUGGAGUGAUGCUCUUGUCUGCCUUAACUCCCAGGUCUUAACUCCUA
Annulohypoxylon truncatum is the source of this 2135-nucleotide messenger RNA. RefSeq lists its product as uncharacterized. Gene Ontology annotation, cellular component: cell periphery; fungal-type vacuole. Gene Ontology annotation, biological process: positive regulation of catalytic activity. The record is from RefSeq and is a predicted model, not a curated record. The coding region runs from base 726 to 1769 and encodes 347 amino acids. The transcript has a single exon. Lineage: Eukaryota; Fungi; Ascomycota; Sordariomycetes; Xylariales; Hypoxylaceae.